Molecule: messenger RNA, 3096 nt
Organism: Schistocerca gregaria
Lineage: Eukaryota; Metazoa; Arthropoda; Insecta; Orthoptera; Acrididae
Product: major facilitator superfamily domain-containing protein 9-like
Exons: 5
Coding region: 891-2111 (406 amino acids)
Biological process (GO): transmembrane transport
Molecular function (GO): transmembrane transporter activity
Source: RefSeq, a predicted model, not a curated record
AAUUGUUUUAGAAGUAUAACUCUAUAACCUGAAGAUUUCGUUCAUUAUUUCAAAGUAUUCUGCAGACAUUUCAUAGAUGAGGAACGCGUCAACAUUACGUGUUUCAUUGUAAAGUGAUCAAUGUUGAAUAAAAAUCCUUGUAUUUCAUUCUUAAUUCUUUUCACUCAGAGACUUGUCGGGCAUGCUUCAUAACUCAGGUUUGAAUCAGUACUACAAAAUAAUGUCUUGUGAACAUGAUAUGCAGACUAUAGUACUACUUUUGUCAUGCUUCAUAACUCAGUUUUGAAUCUGUACUACAAAAUAAUGUCUGGUGAACAUGAUAUGCAGACUACAGUACUACUUUUCUAUUCGAAUUACUUUUAAGAAUUUAUGAAAGAUGUGGUGGAAUACAAUAACGAGAAUAGAACGAUUGUGUGAUACAGCAGUGUCGAAUGCCUCAAUAAACAACCUCGAAAAGCUGAUAUUUAAGCGUUGUUAGUUGACAUUGUAUGGUUUUUAUCUGUAAUAUCCUAAAAUAAAGGUGUUGAAAGGGUUAACCUGACGACACAUUUCAGAGACAAACGACAGAAAGGUUAUGUUUGGAUUACUCAUAUGUUGGUAUUCCUGUGGAGUGACAAGCCGCACAGAAAUCAUGUGGUGUGCGUAUGUGUUUUGUUGUUUUGGUAUCAGUUCGAAAACUGUAGUGGUCUGUGAGAGACGUGAUUGUGUUAUAAAUAGAGGUUACCGUGGAGCAGAUAGGUUUUAUGAUGCAGUGCAUUAGGUACAUAUCAUGUGCACAGUGUAUGAUAAGUCGUUUCGUUCGUCCUUGAGUGGCAUUAUCUACCGGUCGUGAAGGACCGAAUUUAUGUUAUGCAAUCAGGAGACUAGAGCAGUCGGCUUACAUCUUAAAUAUGUAUAACAAAGAUAAAAUAAAAUGGCUUUACGUGUCUUCAUUUUUGGACAUGUUUGCAGUUGGCCUAGCCGUUCCUCUGCUACCUGCAUACAUGAGAAAUCUAGGAGCAUCGCACUUUAUGAUAGGAGUUAGCAGUUCGGUUUACUCUGGAAUACAACUGUUGUCAGGACCAUUGGUUGGAAGUUGGAGUGACAUCUAUGGAAGAUAUCAAAUUCUCAUGUUCGUCCUGGCAGUUUGUUCAGUUUGCUACAGUUUCAUUGGAUUGACAACUGCUCUUUCUACGAUACUGUUUUUAAGGUUUGUCCUAGGUACUUUCAAACACACCCAGACCUUGUGCAGACCUCUUGUGGCUGAGCUGGCACCACCUGAAUACCACUCAGAAAUGUAUGGGAAAAUGAGUGCAAUGUCUGGAAUUGGAUUUAUGGUUGGACCUGCUAUUGGAGGACAUCUAGCUGAAUUAGAUGGAGGAAUGUUUCUUGCUUUUCAGUUGGCAGCAUUGUUGUUCUUACUUAAUACAGGCAUAGUAUACAAAUACCUGUGGACUGCAGAAAAAUCUAAUUCUGCACCAGUGUUGGAGACACAAAUGAAGCCUACAAAAACUGGAGUGUUAAAAAUAGUAGCAGAACUCACAGAAGUCGAUUGGUCUUUUUACUGGGAUUUAUUUAUUAUAAAAUUUCUUUUAUCUUUUGCACAAAAAGUAUUCUACUCCAAUUAUUCUAGCACUGUACAAGAAAAAUUUGAUCUUACUCCAAAAUGGGUAGGGUAUACCAUAUCAUUUCAAGGCAUGAUUGGUGCUAUUUGUGCAUUUUCAGUGAGUUGGAUUGAAGGGUUUCUUUUCAAAAACUGGAAAACAAAGUCUCUUGUACUGCUUGGUUUCUUGUUGCUGUCUUUUGCAUUUUUUGCUGUAAGUAUUGUAGAGCAGUUAAAUAUUUUUGUUUUGUUUCUUAUACCAUUAAGCUUUUCAUUUUCUUUGCUACGGAUUCUUAGUACCAAAAUGAUAAUAAAUAGAACAGAUCCCAAUAAGAGGGGUUCUGUUACUGGAGCCAGUAACAGCAUUUCAUCCAUUGCUCGCUUAAUUGCUCCACUAUGUUCAGGUGCAGUGCUUGAAUACUUAGGACCUUCAUCUGUACCAUUAUUAUCUGUGGCGAGCUCUUUUUGUGGAGUAUUGCUGGCGGCAGCAUUUCCACUUAAUGUUGUGCCUCAAAAGAAAUAUAGUUGACGCAGUUAUCAUUUACGGUGAAGCUUACCUGUUUCACACUCCAAUGUUGCUGUUCGUGUGUGAUGGUGUUACUGAUCAGUAAUUAAUUGUCAGAGUUUGUUAAACCCUGUAUUCCACAAAACGUGUGAUUGACAGGGUGUCAGUUGUGAUAUUAUUAAAAACACUGACUUAUGUAGAUAGUGCAGAGAGAGUAAGUUAAAGAUUGUUUGUGCCAAAGUAUCUAUAUACUGACAUGCAUUUAAAAAUUUUAAUCCUGUUGCUGACAUUUUAUCAUUCUCACUGUGUGCAUGAGAGUUACAGAUGUUAUUGAAGAAUAUUACUCUAGUUUUGUUUUAAACAUUUUAUGUUUGUUACUGAUGGUAUUAAAGUUCUAUUUAUUAUUUUUGUGCAUAAAGUAAAUGGAUUGGAUAUAAUUUAGAAAUCAAUUUUUAAAAUUUUGUUAUCAAUUUUAUUGUCUUUAUCAAAUUUCAAAACUAGAAGUACUUUGUUAACACAGGAUGAAUUGAAGCUUUAAUAUAUUGUUAAUUUUGCCAGUACCUUUCUCGAAAUGUGGGCUGGUGACAGAUGAUAAAAUUAGGUUUUAAAAAGACCUGCAUGUGAAAAACAUGAUAUUGUCACAUUGUUCCUAUCAGUAUUUAUUGUGUUUAAUGGCUUUUAAGUGACUGUGAUGUGCUAAAGUGAUUGUGGCUAUAUUAUUUGAUGGAGAUACUUGCAUUGUUUUAACUUCUGAUCAAUGUAUGUGGCAUUUCUGUUUAAAACAUCAUUGAUAAUUCUUUAAAAUAAGGUCCAGUAUAGAUUUUGGACUGCAUUUCCACGGGACCAAAGUUUGGACUGAAUUUCCAGGAGACCAAAGAAAUAAUGCAUGUUGUUUAUGUAAAUUCUGUAAUUUCAAAAAGAUAGUUCCUGUGAAAAGUACUCCAUAUACGUUCAAUAUUUUUUAUAAGUUAAUAUACUGAAUAUACUAUUAUUAAAAAACUACAGAUAC